Cutaneotrichosporon oleaginosum is the source of this 960-nucleotide messenger RNA. RefSeq lists its product as uncharacterized. The record is from RefSeq and is a predicted model, not a curated record. Lineage: Eukaryota; Fungi; Basidiomycota; Tremellomycetes; Trichosporonales; Trichosporonaceae.
CAGCUGCUCACGCAACGCCUUACAGGUCGUGCAGAACGCCUCUGUGCGGCCUCUCAUCCUCUCAUCCUCCUAAACCCUGGUCAUCCGUCGCAUCCGCGCGCACCUCGCCACCUCGCCUCCUCGCGGCUUCUCACUGCUCUCACCUCUCACCACCUCCUCACCCCUCACCCCGCACGCUCUCGCCGAUGUCCCGACUCCCCACACCCACGCUCGGACGUCAACCCUGCUGUCGCAUCUUCGCAUUCGCACAAAUCCACUCCCCUAUCCCCACCAACCCCUCACGCGUCAUCCUCUCACAUCUCCCCCUUUCGCGCCGCCACUCGGUACUGGGCCAUGUUGAGACGGAUGAGUGGGCCUUAGUCGGCCUUGACUCUCCACAUACCGUCUUCUCCGUGGGGCCGUACAGCGGCCCAAAACGCGCGGGCCUCUAUCGCUCCCGGCAAGGACUACCCGGUCUUCUCAUGCCGCUCAUUACCCCCUCUUGCCCGCACUCCAAGGGGUUGGGGGGGGGGCGACAUCAAGACGAGCGGCAGCCGACUCUGCCGAGGCGAGUGCGACAAACGACAAGCCUCGGCGCCCGCUACGCACAGGCAGUGGCGGCCAACGUUAACUCCCACAUACACCGUCCUUCUGAUUUGGCCGAUUCAUAUCUGUCUGUUCAUUCGCCCUGCCCCGCUGACCUCCGCUCGCCCGUUGCCAAGCAGCCAAGAGGAAAGAGCAGGACCAGGAGCCGUUUCCGAUUACAUACCAUGACUCAUAAAGUUGGGAAUGCUAGUCGUCCGAGUCGACGCGGAGCGAGAGGGCAAAGCCCGUCGACACAAUGCGACUGGACGACCCCGCGCCAGCCCCGCGGCGCGGCAGUGGCAAUUGGUCGUCGACACGUCCGCGUCUGCGUCGCCAUGAACGGGUAAACUUUUCCUGUCAUCACAUCCACCUGUGGAAUGUGCGAUCCCGCACUAA